Molecule: messenger RNA, 1218 nt
Organism: Poecilia latipinna (sailfin molly)
Lineage: Eukaryota; Metazoa; Chordata; Actinopteri; Cyprinodontiformes; Poeciliidae
Gene: tmem205
Product: transmembrane protein 205
Exons: 4
Coding region: 110-676 (188 amino acids)
Source: RefSeq, a predicted model, not a curated record
AUUCCAGAAAUUUGACAGAGGAAGUGGCUGUCCCUUUGAACUUUGGUUCUUACUCUUGUUGAUAGACGGUGGUUGUCCUUCCUAAAAGCGCUCUGGACUAAGGGAUGCCAUGGCAACGGAGGGGGAGCCAACCGACGCGAUCAAAGUGUUGCACCUGCUGCUGCUCGCCUUCACCUGGGGCAUGCAGGUGUGGGUCUCCUUCAUCGGAGGUUUCGCUCUGGUGAAGCAGGUGUCGUUGCACACCUUUGGUUUGGUCCAGAGCAAGCUGUUUCCCAUCUACUUCUACUGCCUGCUGGGAAGCAACUUCACCAGCCUGGCCGUGUACGCCGUGUACCACCCCAGAGAGCUGCUGGACUGGCACGAAGGCGUGCAGAUGCUGAUGUUCUUCGUGGCGCUGAUAACGGCAGGCCUGAACGCCCAGUGGUUCGGCCCAGUGGCCACCGAGGUCAUGUUCCAGAUGAGGGCGGUGGAGGAGGAGCACGGCCUGGGGAACCAGGUGGGGCUGGGCAGCCAGAGGGAGGACUACGCCAAGCUGAAGGAGCAGGACCCAAAGUACCGGGCCUACAGGAAGACGUUUGGGCGGUACCACGGCCUGUCCAGCCUCUGCAACCUCAUCGGCUUCCUCUGCAUCACAACUAACCUGGUCUACACCGCUCUCAAGCUGUCCACCAUUUAAACACCAGCAUUAUAUAGGCGUCAGGUCCGCAGGCAUUCAUGCAGUAUUCAGUUUCCCACAUUUUAUUAAAAAACAAAAGUUUUAUUGGGAUUUUAGUGCGACAAACGAACAUAAAAAAGUACUAAAAAGGGAAAUGGUAUUUCAAAUCUACUGGGGACACAAUGCAAACGUCAACUAAUUAUAUAGUAAAAAACGAUGCAAAAACAAACAAGCGAGACGCUCGGAUGUUUAAGAAUAAAAUACAGUACAUUUAAUAAAACGAACCCACCGUUGUAAAUAUUAAACAAAAAGGAGGAAAAACUAUUCUUAAAACAGAAAAGUUCCACUAAUGUAUAAACUCAAGUGAUUUAGUUGGGGUUGAACUUCUAACUUCUGAAUUUCUAAACAAAAUCUUCUCCAAUUAGAAGAAGUUAUUUAUAAUAAGCACAGUCCAAAACACUAUAUCAUUCUCCAAGACUGGAGUAAGUUAAUUUUUAUAGUACAGUCAACAUCAAAACUUCUUAUAAGCCCACAAAUCACCUUGUAUAAAAUAAAAAAAAAAA